Odobenus rosmarus divergens (Pacific walrus) is the source of this 822-nucleotide messenger RNA. RefSeq names its product caspase 10, apoptosis-related cysteine peptidase (gene CASP10). The transcript is spliced from 6 exons. The record is from RefSeq and is a predicted model, not a curated record. NCBI's taxonomy places the organism in Eukaryota, Metazoa, Chordata, Mammalia, Carnivora, Odobenidae. Gene Ontology annotation, molecular function: protein binding. Gene Ontology annotation, biological process: proteolysis; negative regulation of extrinsic apoptotic signaling pathway via death domain receptors.
AUGACAUCUCAAGAUCAAAAUUCGGGUUUCCGUUCAGAUGAUAAUGGUCAGUCGAGCUUCCUUGGGAAGCUUCUGACUAUUGAUUCAAAGCUGGGGAACCAAGAUGUGGAGGGCUUAAAGUUUCUCUGCCGAGACUGCAUCUCCCACAGGCAGCUGGAGAAGUCCAGCUCGGCCUCAGACAUAUUUGAUCAUCUAUUGGAAGAGGAGCUGCUGAGUGAGGAAGACCCCUUCUUCCUAGCGGAACUCCUCUACAUAAUCAAGCAGAAAUCGCUGCUGCGGUACCUCAACCAAAGCAAAGAGCAAGUGGAGAGUUUGCUGCCUACCCGAGGGAGGGUCUCUCUGUUCAGAAACCUGCUCUAUGAACUGUCAGAAAGCAUCGGCUCAGAGAACUUAAAGGACAUGAUCUUCCUUCUGAGGGAAUCGAUUCCCAAAAUCCAGAUGACCUCUCUAGGUUUCCUGGCAUAUCUGGAGAAACAAGGUCUAAUAGAUGAAGAUAAUCUGAGGUUACUGGAGGAUCUCUGCAGAAGAGUUGUACCUAACCUUAUGAGAAAGAUAGAAAAAUAUAAAAGAGAGAAAGCCUCCCAGGUAGUGACACCUCCAGUAGACAGAGAACCUGAGUCAUUGCAUCAAAGAGAGGAAGAACCAUUUUCCCGUUCAGACAUUGAAGAGUUGUUAGAAGCCUUACCAAAGGGUUCCUGGCAAGAUCAGCCUUCAAGGAGUAAUGAAGGCAAGUGUGUACAGGAUGGAUCGGAAACACAGAGGCCACUGUGUUGUUGUCAAUAACCACAAAUUUACCUCAAUGUUGGAUAGACCAGGGACUGA